CCCAUCCUCCACCUGCUCGCCCGCCUCGCCGCCGCAUUCCGCAGCUCCUUGUCGCCGAUGAGCCUGAUCGCCGCUCCUGCGGCGCCUGCGGCCUCGUCCGGCGUCGUGGCCGCGCCCGCGUCGCAGCAGCCGGCAGCAGCGUCAUCGUCGCAGACCGCCGCGCCGCCGCCGGCGUCGGCCCUGUUCGGCGCCCUCGAGCGCGCCGCACGCACCCUCGCCGGCCUGACGCAGGAGGAUGAGCGCUGGGCAGAUCUGGCAGAGUGCCUUAAUGCCGCGCAGUACGCGUACCGUGUGCAUCUCGCGGCGCCUUGGGCCGCGAUUGAGAAGCGCCGCGUACUCAGCAUUCCUGAUGCGGUGAUUGAGGCCAGCACAGCCGCCGAGGCACAUGCUGCGCAAGGCCUCUUUCCCAGCAUCUCGCGGGCGUGGAUCGUCAUCGACACACGCCUGUACCUCUGGAACUACCUCGACGGGAGCAACGGUGCCUUCGAGUCGUACGAGCACCCGGACAGCGUGAUCCAGUCCGUCGGCUUGGUCAAGCCCAAGAGCGGCGUCUUCAUCGAUGCCAUCUCGCACAUCCUCGUGAUCUGCACCAACUCGAGCAUUACGCUGCUCGGCCUGGCCUUCGAGACGGGCGCCAACAGCGCCGCAACGGGCCCAGAGCUGAAGCUCUACGUCACGGACAUGUCUGUGCAGACAGACCGCGUCACCAUGUCUGGCGUGCGCGGCACAGACGACGGCCGCGUGUUCUGCAAGGGCAGCGACGGCAACGCGUAUGAGGUGCUCUAUCAAGCCGCCGAGGGCUGGUUCAGCGCCAAGUGCUCCGUGCGGAAUAUGUCGACGCCGCGCUUCUCGAACCUGGUGCCGACGUUCCUGCAGGGCUCGCGCAAGGAGUCGCUCGACUUUCUUGCCGUCGACGGGCAGCGCGGCGCUCUUUACACGCUGCACCGCAAGGCAGAGAUCGAGGUGUGGGUGUUGCCCAAAGCAGGCGCUCCGCCAACACAAGUCGCGCGCGCCAAGGACAUUUGCCGCCAGGCGGCGCUCAUGUGCCCGAACACGACGCUGCUUGGCGCCGCCGACUUUGCGGUUGUCUGGCUCGGCGUCGUGCCGCCGGCAGAGAGCCGAACAGUGCACCUCGUCGCACUCACGAGCAAGGGCGUGCGCUUGUACUUCUCCCACUCGCGUACGCGCUACGGUGCCGAGGGUCCGCCAACGUGCCUCGAGCUGCUGUACGUGCGUCCGCCUCCACCGGCCGGCCAACAGGGCGAGCCGUCGGCGCCAGGUGCUGGCCCGAGCGACUAUGCGCCCACAGUGCCAUCCUUCGCUGGCGUGCAGCACGCGCUGUACGGAUCCGGCACGCUGCUGGCUGCAGCGCCGUACGCGCCCGACGCCGCCGGUGCGACUGACGUGGUGCUUGGCGUCGCCCGGCCUGCCUCUUCCACUCGACUUUCCAUGCCCGGCGCGAUCACGACGACCGGCAACGUGGGCAUGGGCAUGAACUCGAACGCUGCGGUCGGCCCAGAGGCAGACUCAGCAACGUGCGUGCUGGUGCGUGGCGCGACGUGGGACAUCGCCGAGGUCUCGCGCCACAGCCCUGCGCCUGCGCCUGCCACUGGGCGGAUCAGCCCGCUAGCCUUGCAGGUUAUCACGCAUCCGCGCGUCUUUCUCGUCCUCACGAGCUCCGGCCUUGUCAUUCUGACAGAGCUGCGGCCGCUCGACACUUUGCGAUCGCUGCUCGAGACCGGCAACGUGUUCGACCAGUCGGUGCACGAGUUCUUCAACCGCUACGGGCAGGCGCAGAGCUGCGCCAUGGCCUUGGCGAUCGCAAGCCGCAACUCGCAGCUGCUUGUUGCGCCCGAGAGCUGCCUGGCGAGCGACAGCGACGCUGCUGCGCGGUCGACAGCGCCGCGGGUGCUCAGCCCUGAAGCCGUGUCGCACGCAUGGCGCAUCUUCUUCGACUACGGCGGGCAUCCACGCUACGACCCGCCGCCGUACCCCAGCCAACCUCCGAGCGACGGCAAGGUGACGCUCAGCGGGCGCUAUCACGGCCUGACGAUCUACCUCGCGCGUCUCAUCCGGCCCUUCUGGGCGCAGCUGAUCACGCGCAAGGUGACGCUGCCCGGCGAAGGGGAGCGGCAGCAGCCCAAUGUGGCUGCCUCGCUGCUGGCGGCCGCGCAGCAGGACCUGCGCUCACUCGACGAGUUCCUGACCCGCAACGCCCAGCUCUUCGGCAUGGGAUCGGGCAGCAAGGGGCGGAGCAGCAGCACCGCGCCCGAGGGCGAGCAGGUUGCCUUCCGCGCCGAGCAGACGGACUUCGAUGCUGUCCGCUCGCUGCUGUCGCGCACGCUUGAGGCGAUCAGCUUCAUCCUGCUGCUCAUCGACUACCAGAUGCCCCGCCUGGUCGCCCGGUGCAAGCCCGAGCUGCAGACACAGCUGGCGAAGCUCACCUUCAGCGACCUCAUCACCACGUCUGCCGGUGCCGAGACCGCGCGCGGCCUGGUGGAGGCGAUCAUCGACUCGCAGAUUGCGAUGCAGGUCAGCAUCGAUGCCGUCGCCGACGUGCUGCAGGAGCGCUGCGGCAGCUUCUGCAACGCAGACGACGUGCGGCUGUACAAGGCACUCGAGUGCAUCCGCCGAGCGAAGGAAGCGCGCGACGACGCCAGCCGAACUGCUGCGCUUAACGAGAGUGCUAAGCUCCUGGCGCGUGCGACCAAGACGCUGCCGUUCGACAAGCUCGAGCGCAUCUGCCAGGACUACCGCGAGCUGCAGUUUGACCUCGGCGCCAUCGAGCUGCCGCUGCGCUGUGCGGCAGAGUGGGACCCGCACGGCGUGGCGCGGACAUUCAGGGCCGACGGCAUGCCGGACACCGACGCCAUGCGCAAGCCGAUCUACGAGAUGAGCCUGCGCUGCUACCGGCUCGUCAUCGACACGCUCGCCUCCCUCGACCCGAAGCCAGCCGGGUCAGGGUCUGGCUCAGUCAGUGCGCAACAGCAGGCUGCGCAACGGCUCGACGUGCGGCGAGCGGAUGCCUAUGCACAGGCUCAGGCGUCGCAGGACGCCCUCUUCCACGUUGCCCUCUACGACUGGUUGCUGCAGCGCCGCGCUACCGAUGAGCUUCUACGCAUGCGCACGCCGUUUAUCGAGGACUACCUGCGCUCCGAGCCGGUCACGCUCGAGCGCUGCCUGCUGCUGUGCGACUGGUAUGUCAGCGUCGGCCAGAACUUCGCUGCAGCGCAGGUGUACGCCGGGCUGGCGCAGUCGACUGAGCUGCCUCUCUCGCUCGACGACCGCGUCGAGUACCUCACCAAGGCGAGCAGCAACUCGAAGAGCGCCUUUGCGCACUCGCACGACAUCGUCACGUUCACCACCGAGGUCGACGAGAAGCUCGACGUUGCGCGCGUGCAGGUCGAGGUGUUCCGCGCCAUCGAGGAGAACGAGCACAUCGAGAAGGCGCAGAAGGACGCGCUGCUCAAGGCAUUGAACGGCGAGCUCUUCGACAUCUCGACGCUGUACCGCGACUUUGCCGAGCCGGAGAACAUGUACGAGGUGCAGCUCAUGAUCUUCCACGUCUCGGACCACCGCGACCCGGAGCUCGUGCGCAACGCAUGGCAGGCGCUGCUCGAUGAGGCGCACAACUCCAGCGAGGACGCGCCCGAGCGGGCGUACGAGCGCGUCGCCUCCGUCGUCGUCGAGCUCGGAAAGCGGUUCCUCACUUCUGAGAUCGCCUUCCCGCUUGAUUUGCUCACCGACGAGCUGGAGCGCUACGCGUUCAGCGUGCGGGAACGGCAACGGAUACCCGCCGGCUGGGCCGUGCGCACGAUGCUCACCGUCGGCGCGCCGCCUGAGAUCAUCUACGACGUGCUGGAGAGCGCAUUCCAGACGAAGCGCGAGCCGUGGCACACGCACGCCGGCCUGGUGCAGCUGCUCUCGUCGCUCUCGACGCUGAUCCGCCUCUGGCUCGACGAGACGCUCGGCGUCACAGAGGCCGGCGGCCCACGCAUCGCCAACGCCCUGGACCGCGACUUCCCUGCUGCGCGCGUUGAGACCGGCAUCAGCGCCUACCUCGCCGCCCUCGCCUCGCUGCCGCGCCACGCGGCCCCUACGGCAGAGCGGGACCCCGAGGCCGUCGCGACUGAGCUGAAGCAGCUGCAGGAACGCAUCCGGCGCACCUUCUGACACGCAGCGCGCAAGCAAUGACAAACGUGCAGCC
Messenger RNA from Tilletiopsis washingtonensis, 4207 nucleotides. Its product is annotated as nucleoporin-domain-containing protein. The record is from RefSeq and is a predicted model, not a curated record. Gene Ontology annotation, cellular component: nuclear pore inner ring; nuclear pore. The coding region runs from base 58 to 4173 and encodes 1371 amino acids. The transcript has 9 exons. NCBI's taxonomy places the organism in Eukaryota, Fungi, Basidiomycota, Exobasidiomycetes, Entylomatales. Gene Ontology annotation, molecular function: structural constituent of nuclear pore. Gene Ontology annotation, biological process: RNA export from nucleus; transcription-dependent tethering of RNA polymerase II gene DNA at nuclear periphery; protein localization to nuclear inner membrane.